Messenger RNA from Populus euphratica (Euphrates poplar), 3230 nucleotides. Its product is annotated as Pentatricopeptide repeat (PPR) superfamily protein. Gene Ontology annotation, biological process: RNA modification. The transcript has a single exon. Bases 44 to 2737 code for a protein of 897 amino acids. The record is from RefSeq and is a predicted model, not a curated record. NCBI's taxonomy places the organism in Eukaryota, Viridiplantae, Streptophyta, Magnoliopsida, Malpighiales, Salicaceae. Gene Ontology annotation, molecular function: RNA binding; protein binding.
UUUAAAGGCUGCAAGACCCGCCAAAGCAUGAGUGCCAUGGUUCAUGGCAGUUCACACCUCUCAAUUAUGGCUGUUAACAAGGCUUUUCUUCUCUUACCGCGCAAUACCUUUAUACAAGAAAAUUCCACCUGUACCCACCAACACUUUCUCCACACUCGCUCAAAACCAAACCCAACCACCCGCCAAGAUCAGAACCUUUUCUCAUAUUUUCCAAGAAUGCUCGAAACAAAACUCUCUGAAUCCUGGAAAACAAGCACAUGCUCGAAUGAUUUUUUGUGGGUUUGAACCUACAACCUUUGUGUCCAAUUGUUUGAUGCAAAUGUACAUAAAAUGUUUGCAUUUGGACUAUGCGUGCAAGGUGUUUGAUAAGAUGUGUCUGAGGGAUGUGGUUUCUUAUAACUCCAUUAUUUCUGGAUAUGCUAGUUGUGGGGAAAUGGAUAUUGCGAGAAAGUUUUUUAAUGAGAUUCCGGAGAGAGACGUGGUGUCAUGGAAUUCAGUGAUUUCCGGGUUUUUGCAGAAUGGUGAGUGUCGGAAGUCGAUUGAUGUUUUUUUGGAGAUGGGGAGGUGCGGUGUGGGUUUUGACCGAGCGAGUCUUGCUGUUGUUUUGAAAGCUUGUGGGGCUUUGGAAGAGUGUUAUAUGGGAGUUCAGGUUCAUGGACUUGUGGUGAAGUUUGGAUUUGAUUGUGAUGUGGUCACUGGGAGUGCUUUGCUUGGUAUGUAUGCAAAGUGUAAGAGAUUAGAAGAUUCACUUUCAGUUUUUAGUGAACUUCCUGAGAAAAAUUGGGUUUCUUGGAGUGCAAUGAUUGCUGGUUGUGUUCAAAAUGAUCGGAAUGUUGAGGGUUUAGAGUUGUUCAAGGAGAUGCAAGGGCUGGGAGUUGGGGUUAGUCAAUCUAUCUAUGCUAGUCUUUUCAGAUCCUGUGCAGGAUUGUCAGCAUUAAGAUUGGGUAAAGAGUUGCAUAGCCAUGCUUUAAAGAGUGCUUUUGGAUCUGACAUUAUUGUAGGAACUGCCACUUUGGAUAUGUAUGCAAAAUGUGGCAGGAUGGCAGAUGCUCAAAAGGUACUUAGCUCAAUGCCAAAAUGUAGUUUGCAAUCGUUUAAUGCCAUUAUCGUUGGGUAUGCCAGAAGUGAUCGAGGCUUUCAAGCUUUGAAGUCAUUUCAGCUUCUGCUGAAAACUGGCCUUGGUUUUGAUGAAAUAACUCUAUCCGGAGCAUUAAAUGCUUGUGCAUCCAUCAGAGGAGAUUUGGAGGGGCGUCAAGUUCAUGGAUUAGCGGUUAAGAGUAUUUCUAUGUCAAAUAUUUGUGUUGCAAAUGCCAUCCUUGACAUGUAUGGUAAAUGCAAGGCUCUUGCUGAAGCUUCUGAUCUGUUUGAUAUGAUGGAAAAGAGAGAUGCUGUCUCUUGGAAUGCAAUUAUCGCAGCAUGUGAGCAGAAUGGAAAUGAAGAGGAAACACUUGCCCAUUUUGCAUCAAUGAUUCACUCAAGAAUGGAACCUGAUGACUUCACUUAUGGCAGUGUCUUGAAAGCUUGUGCUGGUCGACAAGCUUUAAACACCGGCAUGGAGAUCCAUACUAGAAUUAUAAAAUCUGGAAUGGGUUUUGACUCAUUUGUGGGAGCUGCCCUUGUUGAUAUGUACUGCAAGUGUGGAAUGAUUGAAAAAGCAGAUAAAAUACAUGACCGAACAGAACAAAAGACAAUGGUUUCUUGGAAUGCUAUUAUUUCUGGAUUCUCUCUGCUACAACAAAGUGAGGAUGCUCACAAAUUUUUUUCAAGAAUGUUGGAAAUGGGUGUAAACCCAGACAACUUCACUUAUGCAGCAGUUCUUGAUACUUGUGCAAAUUUAGCUACUGUUGGUCUUGGGAAGCAAAUACAUGCUCAAAUUAUCAAGCAGGAACUGCAAUCAGAUGUGUACAUAUGCAGCACCCUUGUUGAUAUGUACUCAAAGUGUGGAAACAUGCAAGAUUCUCAGCUGAUGUUUGAGAAAGCACCUGACAGGGAUUUUGUAACAUGGAACGCCAUGCUUUGUGGUUAUGCUUAUCAUGGUCUUGGAGAAGAGGCAUUAAAACUUUUUGAGCGUAUGCAAUUUGUGAAUGUAAAGCCAAAUCAUGCAACUUUUGUUUCUGUCCUCAGAGCAUGCGCACACAUGGGGCUUGUUGAUAAAGGGCUGCAUUACUUUGAUGUCAUGCUGAGUGAGUACGGUUUAGAUCCUCAAUAUGAGCACUAUUCAUGUAUGGUUGACAUACUAGGGAGAUCAGGGCGCAUUGAUGAGGCAUUGAAUCUUGUUCAAAAGAUGCCUUUCGAAGCUGAUGCUGUUAUCUGGAGAAAUCUGCUUAGUGUUUGCAAGAUCCAUGGGAAUGUAGAGGUUGCAGAAAAAGCAACUAGGGCUCUUUUGCAAUUGGAUCCGCAAGACUCUUCUGCUUGCGUUCUUCUAUCAAACAUUUAUGCUGAUGCAGGAAUGUGGGGUAAUGUUUCGGAGAUGAGAAAGAUGAUGAGGCAUAAUAAGCUGAAAAAGGAACCAGGCUGUAGCUGGAUUGAAUUGAAAGAUGAAGUGCAUGCAUUUCUUGUUGGGGACAAAGGCCACCCAAGACACGAAGAGAUAUAUGAGAGACUUGGAGUGCUAAUAGGAGAGAUGCAGUCAGUUGGAUAUAUACCUGAUUGUGAUGUUUUGCUUGAUGAGGAAGUAGAAGAGCCUGCGCGGCUAGAAGAGCUAAGAACCUGCGCAUACAAUAGUUUAAUAUGUUGAUGGCUGGAUCUUAGAAUUAAGGGUUUGAGAAGUCCUGAGGAUUCAGUAAGAUUGUAGGUUACGCAGUAUGAACAUUCUUGUUUGGUACAAUAGAGAGCUUACGCCAAACCUCAGAUUACUAUCCAGGCACAUUCCUUUUUCCAAUUGAGCUUCUCACCCAGGCGGGUACAUGUCGCUUACUCUUGGGAAAUCCUGGAAAGGGGAAACUGCGGCAGUUGAGUUAUCAAAAAAGAAAAACGUGGAUCAGAAAUGAUGUUGGAAAACUGGCCAUCAAAUACCUCCAGAAUCCGGAUAAAAUUUGCCUCGAGUUUUUGUCGUCAAUUUACAGCAAUGUACGACAUCCAUAAGGAGCAUUUUCAAGUUGUAAAACCGUAUCAAAUCACUUCCCAGAUUCAGAAAGGAAGACCUUCAAGAUUGUACGCUGCAUUCUUGUCCUCUCGAUGGUGUAUCAUUUUGGUUAUCCACAAAUCUGGGAACAAAGAUCUUAACAUUA